Rhea pennata is the source of this 768-nucleotide messenger RNA. RefSeq names its product coiled-coil domain containing 152 (gene CCDC152). NCBI's taxonomy places the organism in Eukaryota, Metazoa, Chordata, Aves, Rheiformes, Rheidae. The record is from RefSeq and is a predicted model, not a curated record. The transcript has 8 exons. Bases 1 to 768 code for a protein of 255 amino acids.
AUGGAUCACAGCUGUGAAGGAACUAUGAAAAAGAUCAGUUUGGUGAAUCUUGGUAAACUUCUAGAUGACUUCUCAGUGAUAGAAAAGAAAAUAUCAAAAAUUAACGAAGCAAAUAACCUACUGGUUCUUCAGCUAGAAAAAUCUAACAUGUUGGUAAAAUUCAGCCAAUCAAGAGAGGAUUCAGUAAAAGAAGAAUGUACUGCUCUACAGAAUGUGAUAAAUGGUCUAACAAAAACUGUUGAGAACCAGUGUAACGUGAAAGAUGAAAAUGAGAGACUGAAGGAUAACAUUCACAUCUUGGAAGAGAAAUUAAAGGCUCGUGAACAGGAAUAUAAACUUCAGAUUGAGAAGCUUUUGAUAGAAAUUAAAAACAAAGAGGAAGACCACAAAUUAGAAAUAACACAAUUGAAUUGUGACAUGAGAAAAAAAAUUGAACUAAUAGAAGUGGAGUAUAAAGAACAAAUCGAGAAAAAAGAACUGGAAAUAUUAGAGUUAACCAGACAGCUGAAAACUCAAGAUGAAGAGAAGCAGAAUGAAAUAAUUAAACUGCAGAUAGAGUUUAAUGCUAAAUUAGCAAGAGUUCAGAAUAAAACUGCAAAACCAUUUUCAGAUGCAUCUGUCUUGCCACAAAGUAUCUAUCGCAGGAAACUGCAGCAUCUCCAGGAGGAAAAAAACAAAGAAAUUGAAAUUCUGCGUAAUACCAUAAGAGACUUGGAGCAACGUCUUAAUAAAGGCCAGGACUUGUACUUCAAACGGAAACGGUUUUGA